AGAGCCUGAAGGAUCGAGCGACGAACACGUUUCUUCUUCUUCUCCAGAUCAGCUGCUCUGCCCCCCCGCCCCACCCCCUGCCUGGGAACACAGGGGGAUGAACGGGGAGGUGACGGAGGUGAUGGAGGUGAUGGAGGAGAAACAGGAGCAGCAUCAAGUCGGCAACGGCUCCCAGCUCCCCCCCCCCACCAUCACGCCGGCCAUCCCCCCCUACGUGAAGCUGGGUCUGACCAUCGCCUACACCAUCUUCUACUCGCUGCUCUUCUCCUUCAUCUACGCCCAGCUGUGGCUGGUGCUGAGGUACCGGCACAAGCGCUUCAGCUUCCAGACGGCCUUCCUGUUCCUGUGCCUGCUGUGGGCCGCCCUGCGCGCCCUCCUCUUCUCCUUCUACUUCAGAGACUGUGUCACCGCCAACGCUCUGGGACCCUUCUCCUUCUGGCUGCUCUACUGCUUCCCCGUCUGCCUGCAGUUCUUCACCCUGAGCCUCAUGAACCUCUACUGCGCCCAGGUUUAUUUCAAGGCGAAGUCGAAGCACACACCUGCGCUGCUGAAGUUCAGACUUCCUCUGUACCUCGUCUUCCUCGCGGUCAGCCUCCUCUUCCUGGUGGUGAACCUGGUCUGCGCCCUGCUGGUCAGGACCACCGCCGCCCACGUGAAGACCGUGGUCCUGGUGAGGGUCACCAUCAACGACAGCCUGUUUGUCCUCUGCGCCGUCUCGCUGUCCGUCUGCCUCUACAAGGUGGCCAAGAUGUCUCUGGCCAGCAUCUACCUGGAGUCCAAGGGGACGUCGGUGUGCCAGGUGGUGCUGAUCGGCCUCACGGUGGUGCUGCUCUACGCCUCUCGAGCCGGUUACAACCUGGUGGUGCUCGCCCUCACCGACAUCCAGACCAUCAGCUCCUUCGACUUCGACUGGUACAACGUCUCAGACCAGGCCGACCUGCGCUCGUCCCUGGGAGACGCCGGCUACGUGGUGUUCGGGGUGGUCCUGUUCGUGUGGGAGCUGCUGCCCACCUCGCUGGUGGUCUUCUUCUUCAGGGUGCGACGGCCUCCUCAGGACAGGCAGGGCGGCGCCGCGAUCCCGAACCACAUCCUGUCCUCGCGGGGCUACUUCUUCGACAACCCCCGCCGCUACGACAGCGACGAUGACCUAGCCUGGAGCAUUCCUCCCCAGAAUGCAUCAGCGAGCUUCUCCUCCGAGUGCUACGACUGUGGCAGCUUCACCUCCAUCAGUGACCAGCGCCUGGCCCCCGGGGAGCUCCAUCAUUACCCAUGAUGCUUCACUGCUCAGCUUCAGCGCCUGACCCUGGACCUGGAGAUGAUAAACCCUCGAGAACGUGGAAACGAUUUUUAUGACGAUCAGCUCGAUAAGUCAAAUAAAUGAAUAUGAAUUAUUAUUCCCAGUGAACGUGAUGAUGCUCCUCAUGUGAAUAAGACAAUUUCCUGUAUUUAUUCCUUUUAGCUGAUUUAUUUUUCACGUGGAACUGGUUACACAUCAUUAAACAGCCUCACAUCCUGUCCUGAAUGAUUCUUGAAAACUCCUCGAGUUGUUGUGAGACUUAAACAAACAAUAACUGUAUCAUAAAGUCUGGACACGUCAUUUAAUCCUGAGUCUGACAUUUCACUUCAAAUCAACUUAGUUUCAGUCUUGACAAAUCAAGUGUUUCUGAAACUAUAAAGGAAAUAAUUGUUUUGGCAUAAAACUACAGAAUCUAAAGAAACAGCUGAAAAUCCAAAAUCAAAUCAAAAAAGAAACAAACGGGUUCAAAGACGACGUUCAGGAAAAAACUAUAUUCUUAAAACGUUUUGUCACAUUAUAGAUUUAUCAAGUUUUAAUGUUUUAUGUGUUUGUGGCAAAUCAACAAAAAAAUCAACAA
Platichthys flesus (European flounder) is the source of this 1874-nucleotide messenger RNA. It is a transcript of the gene gpr137bb, whose product is annotated as G protein-coupled receptor 137Bb. Gene Ontology annotation, cellular component: lysosomal membrane. The coding region runs from base 98 to 1273 and encodes 391 amino acids. The record is from RefSeq and is a predicted model, not a curated record. Gene Ontology annotation, biological process: positive regulation of TORC1 signaling; negative regulation of bone resorption; negative regulation of osteoclast differentiation. The transcript is spliced from 7 exons. NCBI's taxonomy places the organism in Eukaryota, Metazoa, Chordata, Actinopteri, Pleuronectiformes, Pleuronectidae.